GAAUUACAUAUCCACCACUGCAUUACUUUGCUUCCACGUCUGUCUCGUUGUGCUCGUAUUCUUACUAAAAUCAUUUACAAAAAUGAGGAAAACUAUGUAUUAUAAGUUUUACCUAAUUUCAAUUCUUUUUUGUGUUCUGCCUUCGUUACAAAUUUCUCUCGAGGAAUUUGUGACUUUAACCCGUUCCCAGAAAGCAGCACUGGAUCAGUUUCGUAGUGCUGUUAGUUCCCAACUUCCACAGGAAUAUAUGAAAGAUGAUGUUUAUUUAAUCCGUUGGUUGAGGGGUGAGCAGCAAGACUUUGAAGUGUCACGGGCAACAAGUCGCAUACUGGAAGAUAUUCAGUGGAGAGAAGAAAACGAUAUUGAUAAUAUUUUACACGAAGACUGGUCCGAUUUUGACCGUGAAUUUCGAGUGAAUGUUGAAGGCUGUGAUAAAACGGGGCGUCCCAUCCUCUCAAUUCCGGUCGGAGAUUGGGACCUUCGUCGCGCCAUUGUUGCCGGUCAGUCUGACCGCCUCAGGAGAUAUUUCAGCAAAAUGUUCGAAGAAGCAGCCCUAGUCAUGCGAAGGUUUCAAGAAAAUGAGCAACGAGCUGUCCAAGGAUGGAUAAUUUUUGACAUGGGGAAUUUCAACCUAAUUCAGCAGGGAUGUGCACGAUGUAUACCCUUAUUUUUCCACAUUUUAUCCGUUAUUGAGCAACAUUACCCAUAUUCUCUGCACAAGGUUAUUUCUGUGAACACUCCAGAAUUUGCACUCCCAAUUUACAAUAUCUUCAAAGGUAUUCUAUCGAAAGAGGCAACCGAAACUUUGCACAUUUUUGGCAGGAAUAAGAAAAAAUGGGGGGAGUUCUUGCUAGAGGAAAUUGACGAGUCCCAACUUUCGAAAAAUUUGGGAGGGACAAAUUUGGACGCUGUAGAUUAUGCAGAUUUAAGAAGGGCGGAUCCUUCCUCGUAUACUUGUCCUGAUCUGGAUCUCCUUCGUCAUUAGUGCAAUUUUGAAGCAUGGAAUGGACAUAAAUAUUAAAAAAUUAAUGUGAAUACAUUUUUUAAUACUACAUAGCUGUAAAAUUCGUUGUAUUCGUUAUAAAACAAUAAACAUUAAUCUACCAAAUUUUCAGUACGCAAAAAA
Messenger RNA from Folsomia candida, 1126 nucleotides. RefSeq names its product SEC14-like protein 2. Gene Ontology annotation, cellular component: cytoplasm. The record is from RefSeq and is a predicted model, not a curated record. Bases 83 to 985 code for a protein of 300 amino acids. The transcript is spliced from 6 exons. Lineage: Eukaryota; Metazoa; Arthropoda; Collembola; Entomobryomorpha; Isotomidae.